Messenger RNA from Oncorhynchus kisutch (coho salmon), 6056 nucleotides. RefSeq names its product MCF.2 cell line derived transforming sequence a (gene mcf2a). The record is from RefSeq and is a predicted model, not a curated record. Gene Ontology annotation, biological process: intracellular signal transduction; dendrite development. The coding region runs from base 635 to 3976 and encodes 1113 amino acids. The transcript is spliced from 30 exons. Gene Ontology annotation, molecular function: protein binding; guanyl-nucleotide exchange factor activity. NCBI's taxonomy places the organism in Eukaryota, Metazoa, Chordata, Actinopteri, Salmoniformes, Salmonidae. Gene Ontology annotation, cellular component: cytoplasm.
ACGGAGGAAAGCGGAGAGAAGGAGGAGUCUUAAAAGUUGGGAGGGAGUUGGCAGUGUGUCAGGAUGGGAGCCACUGUGCCUCAGCAGCGGCAGAGCUGACGCACUAAAAUCCAGACUGAGGGCAAGAGGGGGAUAAAGGGAGGGCACAGAGGAAAAAGAGUGUGGCCAGAUGGAGGGUGCAGUGUUUGUUUUGAAGUGGCAGACUGGUGUUCAUUAAGGGUUAGUGGCUGUAGCUGAGAACAAGAUAGUCCCUCACUGGACUGAAUAUUAGUGAGUGUGUGAGGGAGAAGUGCAUCGUUGAUUCUGGACUGUCUUGGCCACAGCAGCCGGAAAACCUACCAUUGAUUUUCUGUGUGGACUGCACACUUCCUCCUCUGCUGUACUGGGUUCUUCUGUGCAUGCGGCUCAAGGUGACUCAGGAUCCGAUCCAUCCCCUGGGAGCCUCCUGACUGGGUCCCUGGAUCUACAGGGAAAAGUGGGUUGAAGCUUCCUCUCUACCCCCCUGGAAGUGGAGUCCGACUGGGGAUAGGACCGUAGGAUAAUAAGGAUGUGAGGCCUUGACACCAGCCAUUACCCACUACCGGGCCUGCUUGUGUUCUGUCCAGCCCUGUGGAGGUGGAUAAGGGGGAAGGGAAUGGGCCCAGCUUCACUGCAGGAGGAGACCGAGCAGGAGCCAGGGGGAGAAAUGGAGUGCUAUCACAGCCUUCUGCAGGCUGGCUCUCAGCUAGAGAACACACUGCAGCAGGUGUCAGUCCCUAUGAGUAUGAAGGAGGUGGACGGCUACAUUGAAAAGCAGGUGGCCUACCUGUCAGGUGGGCGUGGUGAGGACUCCAGCGUGAUUAUCACCCUCCCAGAAUACUCUGCUUUCAGCGACAUACCAGAGGAGUCUUUAGCUAAAGUCUUAACAUACCUCACCCUCAUACCUCGAGCACGACAACCAGGUGUAAAAUUCAUCAUCAUUUUAGACAGACGACUGGAUACUUGGACCUCAAUCAAAACAGCACUUGCCAGAAUUGCGGCCUCCUUCCCUGGGAACCUCCACCUGGUGCUGGUGCUGAGACCCACCAGCUUCUUCCAGCGCACCGUCACAGACCUGGGCUUCCGCUUCAGCCAGGAGGACUUCAUGCUCAAGAUGCCAGUGGUGAUGCUGAGCUCUGUGACAGACCUACUGAGAUACAUUGAUGAGAAUCAAUUGACCUCAGAGUUUGGUGGAACACUGGAUUACUGCCACAGUGACUGGAUCGUCCUGAGAACAGCCAUAGAGAGCUUUGCGGUGACAGUUAAGGACAUAGCUCAGAUGCUGCAGGCGUUUGGCACAAAGCUGGCAGAGACAGAGCUGCCAGAUGAGGGCACCGCCAUCGUACACCUCCUCUCAACCCACACUGACAAAUACAGGAAACUCAAGGAGGCGAUAUGGUCUGUAUCAAAGGAGGGUCGCCACCUGCUGGCUAGCCUGGAGGCCUCUGGGAGAGAGGAGGAUUCACUAUGGGAUAUCAGGCUGGACUGGGAGACUGUGCAGAGGCUACUAGCCCAGCUGAGGGACAUGGAGUCAGCCUUUGACGGCUUCUUUGAGAAGCAUCAUCUGAAGCUCCAACAGUACCUCCAGCUGCUCAGAUACGAACACAGCUUCCAGGAGAUGGAGUUGUCUCUGGAGCGUCUGGCGACCCAGGAGAGGGAGGUGUCGUUGUCAGGGGAGACGCUGACUCAGACAGAACAGACACUCAGGGACCUGGACAGCCUGGAGGCUCACGCACAGGAGGAGAUGGCCCGUGCCCAGACCAUCAUCCUCCAUGGUCAUCAGCUGGCAGCCUGUCACCACUACGCCAUGGCCCUGAUCGUGCAGCGCUGCAACGAGCUACGUCACCGCUGUGACACGCUCAGUAAGGCUCUGAGGGCCAAACACACACACCUCUCCCAGGCCUACCAGCUGAUGCUACGCUUGGAUCAGGCCCAGAGUUGGUGUGACGACGGGGCCUACUUGUUGGCCCAGCAGCUGGUGGAAAAGUUCCAGUCUAAGGAGGGGGCCCAGGCUGCUCUGAAGGACAUAGACAGAUUCCUGGAGGGGGCUCCGUCUCUCCUCAGCUCAGGACAUGACCUCCUGGCCGUGGAGUUUGAGUCUGUCCUCACCGCAGAGAUACAGGUCCAGAUAGGGAAGACAUUUGAGAAGCACACAGCGGUGCAGGAGAUGAUCCACAACAGACAGGUCUGUCUGAGGAAGCUGGCUGAUAAACACGUCCGUCCCAUCCAACUGGUGGCCCCCCGGCCGGAGAACCCACCCCGUUCCAAGUCCCCACUAUUCUCCCCCAAACAUGGGGUCGACGGUUUGAAGUUCUCCUUCGAUCUAUCACUUCCUGGGAAGAGGACGUCACGGAAAAGCCCCGGCUCCAGAAAGAUUGAGGUCAUGCAUGACUACCAGGAGAAUAGGAGCUCCCUGCUCUCCAGCUUGGAGGGAGAGGACAGCCCAGACCUUCUCAAACGUCACGUGAUGAGGGAGCUAAUCGAGACAGAGAGAGUCUAUGUGGAGGAGCUGCUGUCAGUGCUGCUGGGAUACAGGGGAGAGAUGGAGAAUCCAGGCCUUUCAGGGCUCCUGCCCCCCAUCCUGCAAAGUAAGAAAGACAUCCUGUUUGGAAACAUGCCUGAGAUCUACAACUUCCACAGCAGGGUGUUCCUGCAGGACCUGGAGGGCUGCCUGGAGACCCCAGAGGGAGUAGGGGCCUGCUUUCUGGAGCGGAAGGAGAAUUUCCAGGUGUAUGAGUGUUACUGUCAGAAUAAGUCUCGCUCAGAGUCCUUGUGGAGGCAAUUCUCCGACUGUGCCUUUUUCCAGGAGUGUCAGAAGAAGCUGGAGCACAAACUGGGCCUGGAUUCUUACCUGCUGAAACCAGUACAACGCCUUACCAAGUACCAGCUACUACUGAAGGAGCUACUGAAGUACAGUCCAGGAGGCUGUGAGGGGACCUCGGAGCUACAGGGGGCGCUUGCAGCCAUGCUGGACCUCCUCAAGUCAGUCAAUGACUCCAUGCAUCAGAUCGCCAUCACGGGCUACCAGGGAGAGUUGUCUGACCUGGGCCGGGUGCUGAUGCAGGGCUCCUUCAGUGUGUGGAUCAGCCAUAAAAAAGGCCCCACCCGUAUGAAGGAGCUGGCCCGCUUCAAGCCCAUGCAGAGACACCUGUUCCUGUAUGAGAGAGCCCUGCUCUUCUGCAAGCGCAGGGAGGAGCAUGGAGAGGGUGCAGACAAGACCCCCUCCUACAGCUUCAAGCACUGUCUCAAGAUGAGUGCGGUGGGGAUUACAGAGAACGUCAAGGGAGAUGUGAAAAAGUUUGAGAUCUGGUACAGUGGCAGGGAGGAGGUGUACUUAGUUCAGGCCCCCACAGUGGAGGUUAAGAUGGCUUGGCUCAAUGAUCUGCGAAGGAUCCUCACCAACCAGCAGAAACUCCUUAAAGAUGAGCAUUGUGUCAACAACCAGAUGCCAGAACACAUUCCACUGUCUCCGCCCUUGUCUGAGAGCAAACAGCAGAGGGCGUCGAUCAGCUCCGAGGACACUGAGUCAGGGAGGAGCAGUCCAGACCCCCAGUCCCACUCCCCUCAACACCGGCGCAACCGACGCAGCUGGCCCGGUGCACCUCACUCAGUAGACAUCUGUGAGGGUCUGGAGGAGUGGGGUGGAGGUGAGGACCCCUCUCAGCCUUCAGACACCGAGGAGGAGGAUGCUGCUCAGCUGGCUCCAGGCAGAUAUAAGGCCUUGGCUGAAUGUUCACGAUACGGCCCAGAUGACCUCACCAUCAAGAGCGGUGAUGUCAUCCAGCUGCAGCACGAGGACAGCGAAGGCCACUGGCUGGUGAAGAACCUGAGUCGCAGACAGGAGGGUAUCAUCCCAGUCCCCAACCUGCACAUGAUUCUGGGAAACGGCAGUAGAGGACAGUCCACCAGACUAAGAGAUCCAGGGAAUCUGAAGGCCAGAAAGCUCAGCUCCCCUUAGAGGGAAAAUGCUGUCUUCAAGUGCUCGCGGGACCUGGGAAAGUGGUUAGUCGGAACCUUGUAUUUCCCACUUCGGAGGAGCUUUGGAAGGCAGCAACACCUUUUGUUGGACCUUUACAAAGAUUGACAGACUGAAAAGACAGACUGUUUUCCAUUAGACAUUUUGAGGUCAUGACUGAUGGAAUAUCUUAAACUCUGCUUCCUCAAAGUGCUCUGAUUGGCCACGAUUAGAGACAACUAGCCAAUUUAAGAAGGACGUAGGAGUUUUAGGUCUGGGUUUUUGAUUGACAUUUUUCUGGGCCAGUAACAUGAGGACCAGUUUUUUUUUUUUGCCCACCAUGAUGGACAGUGGACACACUUUAUGAAUGUUACCCUCCAAACACUUUAGACAGCACAGGGUUCUACCAGCACAAAGGCACACGGUUUGGUGAAGGACAAGGGACAUGUAAAAAGGUUUGGGACUUAAAAUUCAAUCCCCCACUUCCUCUUAGACCCAACCAAUGGGCUUUUCUGUUGGGCUGCUGUAGCUGGAUUACAUCCAUGGACUCUCGCUCUCUGAGGGAUUCUUAACCGUCAUUGCUAAUCAGUGAGAAUGCAGUUGUUGUUUGUAUGUUUAUGCGUUUAUUCUUAUGCGUCAUAAUAAUCCGGGUUUUCGCCUGAAACAUUUCUUAAAAAGAUACUUUUGUACAUAGCUAUGUCAUUCAUUUUGGAUGUGUAUACUUGAAUGUUGGUCUAUUGUUUGUUGAUGUUCAUUUAUUAUACAUGAUCAUGUUGUUUAGGUAUCCAUCCUGUCUUAUUCCUUAAGGCACCCUUCUCUUAGCUCUCCAAGCUUGAAAUGCCAAAACGUGCCGUGCCAAUAAUGCCUUUUUAUUCCUGCAAUGUUGGAAUCGAGCUCCUCUUUGAUAAAUGUACUGUCCGCAAUAUCAACCGCAGUCUUGCUUCUACCUCACAUCAGACCUAUACUCCACUGGCACUUUAUUAAUGCUUAUAAGCUAAAUGCAAGCUGAAAGGAAACAAGAGGAAAGCUUUACUAUCUUUCCAAAGGCUCUAGAGAAAUUGAGCUCUCCAUGAACACAAUACCUCCUUCAUGUUUUCCUGAUUCAUACCUAUUCUUUUUCAACUUCUUUUCCGAAGCUCAGUGUGUGUCAAUGGCGAGGAGACACACCGCCCCAAUAUACAUAAAGUUAAGAUGUCACGGAUGGUCAAUUCCGACAUCUUGUGAGGUGAUGGUGACUGAUAGAAGGGUACUCCUCAGGUCUAUAGUGAUAUGGGGAAGAGCUACUACCCGCGUGGCGCCAGCAAAGACUGAUGUCAUUCUCCCCAGGAUUUCACUCUGUCUCCCCGGUGUGACAGCACAAAAUGGAGCAAGAGAGAGAGAGCUGGAUCAAGAGAGAGGGAGAAAUGUGCCACUCUCUCUUCCUCUACUCGUCUCCUUCACGGCCUUGCAAUUAAUCUUAGGCUUCCCAUUAAACAGGAUCAUACAGCAAACAUGAAAUAUACACGCUAUGUUGAACGCUUAAUUAAAUAUUGAUUGCGGACUUAUAUGAAUUUACUACAUCAAAUCAAGGCCCCAGUCGGAGGCCUGCCUUUCAUAUGCUGCGUUUGAUGUGGAAAUGAGCCAGGAAAACAGCGGGAGCACAGCGCCACACUACUAAUGUCUUCUUAUUAAUUCAUUAAUUAAUUUUGCUAUCAAGUUGUUCCUUCGCGGCGGUAAGCAGCUGUGCAGCCCAGUAAAAUUGUCUAUCUACCCUUAACGGAGACCUGCUUGACUGCUGCGCGUCGCAUCAAUGGGUUUCUCUCCUCAUAUGGCAGAAUUAGCUGGGUUUUCUUUCUUUUGCUGCACAUUUUGCACUGAACUGUGAUGUUCAAAAAUAGAGACAGAAAUAUGCUUGAAAAUGCUGUGCGUCUUUGACAAGCGCUGUAAGCUCGUUGCUAAGUGUUUCUCAUAAGAGAACAUAGCAUGGCUGACUGAAUAUUGACCGGACGUGGCAGGUUUCAGGUUUUUAUUAUUGUUCUUCAGUCAUCGUUGUUGAUUGGCUGCAUUUUUAUACAGCUUCAGUAUUGUAUAUAGACCAAAUAAA